Messenger RNA from Microcebus murinus (gray mouse lemur), 1036 nucleotides. RefSeq lists its product as uncharacterized. Lineage: Eukaryota; Metazoa; Chordata; Mammalia; Primates; Cheirogaleidae. Gene Ontology annotation, molecular function: protein binding. The record is from RefSeq and is a predicted model, not a curated record.
AACGGCAUCGCUUGGCUGUGCUUGGCAGUGCCUGGCCGUGCUUGGCAGUGCCUGGCGAUUUACUACUGUCAGUCAUUGGAAUCCCUGAUUUCCCGUGUUGGAGGUUGUGGUCAGACCUAGUUGUCUUGGUUGCACUUCCCAGGCCGGCAGGAGGCAUUGGGUGGGGGGAGUUUGGGGGCGUUGGGGGAGAUGAGUUGAGGUGAAGCCAGCAACCGCCACCAUGUGGAAGAUCUUUUGCUGCGGGAGAAAGUCAGAGGCGACGUCGCCCUCGGGCGCCCUCACCAGCAGCGCCCAGACCAGGCCGCCGCAGGUGGACGCGGCUGGCGACGGCGCCUUCCAGGAGCAGUGGUACGACAUCCGAGACAAGGAUCUCGGAAAGCUGCACAGAGCUGCCAGCCUAGGCGACGCCUCCAAGGUGCAGCGGAUCCUUUCACGGAAGAAAAGCGUCUUAGAUGCUAAAGAUAAGAAGAACAGGACUGCUCUCCAUUUGGCCUGUGCCAAUGGCCAUUCGGAAGUGGUUACUAUCCUUGUGAACAGCCUGUGCGACAUUAACGUCUGUGACAGCACAAAGACAACACCCCUGAUGAAGGCAGUGCAGUGUCAUAAAGGAGAGUGCACAAGCAUCCUUCUUAAAUACGGCGCUGACCCAAAUCGUACUGACAUCUACGGCAACACCGCUCUUCACCAUGUUGCGUAUCAUCAGGAUGUGUCGCUAGCGGCAAAGCUCCUCUCAUAUGGCGCAAAUUUGGAAGCAUUAAACAAGGAUCACCUUACUCCACUUUUACUUGCUGUAAGAAGAACAAAUGACGAAAUGGUGAAAUUUUUAGUAGAGCAGAAUGCAAAUAUAAAUGCAGUAGAUAAGAUGGAAAGAACGGCCCUCAUGCUUGCUGUACAUACUGGAUCACCAAAGAUAGUCAGCCUUCUUCUUCGGGAUGAUACUUUCUUAGGAUAUCUUUGGGUGGACUGCAGACAGUCACGCCGCUGAUAGUAGUUUUAAGAUGUAAUUGUUUACAAUAAAAGUCUAGUUAACAAUGAA